Molecule: messenger RNA, 3241 nt
Organism: Mus musculus (house mouse)
Lineage: Eukaryota; Metazoa; Chordata; Mammalia; Rodentia; Muridae
Gene: Adipor1
Product: adiponectin receptor 1
Exons: 8
Coding region: 421-1548 (375 amino acids)
Biological process (GO): positive regulation of insulin receptor signaling pathway; adiponectin-activated signaling pathway; hormone-mediated signaling pathway
Cellular component (GO): membrane; plasma membrane
Molecular function (GO): protein kinase binding; adipokinetic hormone receptor activity; adiponectin binding
Source: RefSeq, marked validated
UCGUCGCUCACCGCCCGGCCCUCCGAAAGGUCCUCCGUAAACAUUUCCGGCCCCUCCCACCGCGCACCGCCUCCGUUCGGGGGGCUGCUCGCCGCCGUCGGGGCCCGGCAGUCCGCGAGUGCUGUCUCCGCAGCCGCGCGGUAGACGGCCGCGUUCCAGCCCUGCUGGCGACCCCCGGAGUUGAGCCUGCGAGUUGGGUGCGGGAACACCGGCCCUGGGUGGCCGGGAACCCUAAGGCCACCACCGCGAUCCGCAGGUCAAACGUGACGGGGCUCCCUCCUGGAUAGGGUCGGUCGGGAAGUUGAUGGAGACUCGACAGGCCUAAGUGUCCACCAUCACAGGAAGAUCUCUGCCCUCUGGGGCUGAGAGACCCCAACCUUUCUUCAAGCUGAAGCUGCCAGGCACUGAGGUACCAGCCAGAUGUCUUCCCACAAAGGCUCUGCCGGGGCACAAGGCAAUGGGGCUCCUUCUGGUAACAGAGAAGCUGACACAGUGGAGCUGGCUGAGCUGGGGCCCCUGCUGGAGGAGAAGGGCAAGCGGGCAGCCAGCAGCCCAGCCAAGGCUGAGGAAGAUCAAGCAUGCCCGGUGCCUCAGGAAGAGGAGGAGGAGGUGCGGGUGCUGACGCUUCCUCUGCAAGCCCACCAUGCCAUGGAGAAGAUGGAGGAGUUCGUGUAUAAGGUCUGGGAGGGACGUUGGAGAGUCAUCCCGUAUGAUGUGCUUCCUGACUGGCUGAAAGACAACGACUACCUGCUACAUGGCCACAGACCACCUAUGCCCUCCUUUCGGGCUUGCUUCAAGAGCAUCUUCCGCAUCCACACAGAGACUGGCAACAUCUGGACACAUCUGCUUGGUUUUGUGCUAUUUCUCUUUCUGGGAAUCUUGACGAUGCUGAGACCAAAUAUGUACUUCAUGGCUCCCCUGCAGGAGAAGGUGGUCUUCGGGAUGUUCUUCCUGGGCGCGGUGCUCUGCCUCAGUUUCUCCUGGCUCUUCCACACUGUCUACUGUCAUUCAGAGAAGGUCUCUCGGACUUUUUCCAAACUGGACUAUUCAGGGAUUGCUCUACUGAUUAUGGGGAGCUUCGUUCCCUGGCUCUAUUACUCCUUCUACUGCUCCCCACAGCCGCGGCUCAUCUACCUCUCCAUCGUCUGUGUCCUGGGCAUCUCUGCCAUCAUUGUGGCACAGUGGGACCGGUUUGCCACUCCCAAGCACCGGCAGACAAGAGCAGGAGUGUUCCUGGGACUUGGCUUGAGUGGUGUUGUACCCACCAUGCACUUUACUAUCGCUGAGGGCUUUGUCAAGGCCACCACGGUGGGCCAGAUGGGCUGGUUCUUCCUCAUGGCUGUGAUGUACAUCACCGGCGCCGGCCUGUAUGCUGCUCGGAUUCCUGAGCGCUUCUUCCCUGGAAAAUUUGACAUCUGGUUCCAGUCUCAUCAGAUUUUCCACGUCCUGGUGGUGGCAGCAGCUUUCGUCCACUUCUAUGGUGUGUCCAACCUUCAGGAAUUCCGUUAUGGCCUAGAAGGUGGCUGUACCGACGACUCCCUUCUCUGAGCCUCCCCACCUGAGGGGUGGAGGAGGGACUUCCCAAGUGCUUUUAAAAAUAACUUCUUUGCUGAAGUAUGAGGAAGAGUCUGAGUUGUCUGUUUCUAGAAGAAAUCUCUUAGAGAAGUCAGUACCAGUGACAUGUCAGCUCACUGUCCCAGCCUCCGUCCGGGCAGUACACUUCCCAUGUGCAUUCCCGGCAGUCACCUCGGCAAGGCAACUGCUGCUCCUUCACAGAUAGGACGUGGGAGCUCAUGUUGAGAUUUUACCCAUUCCUCCAGCCAUUUUGGGAAAAAAAAAAUUAUGAACUGGGAUUCUUCAGAAAUUAUGUUUUGUUUUUUCUUGAAGAAAAUAUCCCCCCCUUACCCCCGUCCUUACUUUGUAACCUGGCUGAUAACGGGCCAUCCAUUUUUGUAGCACACUUUUCAGAAACAAUUAUAACCUGGUCCCAUCUUUCUAGGACAAACAAAGCCACGCCUUGAUGUAGCCCGGCUAAUCAUGGAAGUACGUCCAGGCUUCAAAUAACUUGAGUUUAAAUCCUUUUUUUUUUUUUUCUUGGCAGAGUAAUGUAAAAUUAAAAUGGGGAAGAUAUUUAAUAUUUAAUACUAAGCUUUAAAAAGAAACCUGCUAUCACUGCUAUGUAUCUUGAUGCAAAGACUAUGGUGAUAAUAAAAGAAAGUAUAGACAACGCUUGGCAUUCAAAGAGUUAACUGUGUUGUCUCCACUGUUUGCACACAACUCCUGAGGCUCGAGGUUUCUGAGGACUCAGCUUCUACUGAGAUACAAAUCGGAAUCAUACCAGCAGUGAGACGGGUGUGGUCAGCGAAUGAGCAUAACUCAGUUCCUAACCUCUCAUCUCUAAUACAACUUAGUACCAUACAGACUCCUGAUUAGUGUCCCUCAGAUGGUAGAGUGUGUGCCUAGCACCCACAAAGCCCUGGGUUUCGUCACCAUUAUCAGAUAAACCAGGAAUGGUAGGUCAUGCCUAUAACACCAAUACCAAGGAGAUUGGUAUAUACAUGAGACUGUCUCAGAAAGGAAAAUCACUGUGUUACCAUAGUAUUUUUGGUUUUUCGAGACAUGGUCUCUGUGUAGCAUUGGCUGUCUUAGAACUGACCCUGUAGACCAGGCUGGCCUCAAACUCUCAGAGAUCCCCCUGCAUCCACCUCCCAAGUGUUGGGAUUAAAGGCAUGUGGCACCACUGCCUAGUAUAGACUAUGAGAGUCUCCAGUGUUGAGGCAUACCCUAGAACUUAGUUUUAGUAACACUACCUUGUUGGUGCUAGAGAAUCAUUCAGUUACUGCUCGCUGGAGAGAAACCAGGGAAGGCGGCAUGUGAUUGUGCUCUCAGAGCUGAGGGCUCAGGCAGGUAGAUCACUGCUCCCUACGCAGCAAACCUGCAUAGUUGACUAGUUUCAGGGAAUCGGACAGUGCUUCCAGAACAAUUCUUGAGUGUAACCUCCCCUCCUCGGCCUGAAAUCUGGCUGAUCAGGUUUGACUGUUAGUGCUAGGAGAGCAUCAGGGGUGGAGCCUGCCACCCUAUCGGUCUGCCACUCCCACUGCUACUGCCUGCCUUCUAGCGGUUCCGGAGCCGACUUGAGGUCACCUGAAACUGGACUCCAAGGAUGAUUUGGCUGGAAUGGGCCCCUCCCCCUUCUUCAUAACCCAGUGUCUCUGAAUAGUAAAAUUGAACCUUGAUCAAA